CUCCAACUCCUUCACUUCUAAGAGAACAUGGACACAAUCCCACCGACGACGCGUCCUGUUCUGCGCGAGGUUCCAAUCUCAUCACUGAACCCCUCGGACACGCCUAUCUUGCGCAUACAGAGCGAAGGCGAUGUUCAGCUUUGGAAGCGUACAAGCGGAUAUGAAGACUAUAUAAGCUUUAUCCGUCGCCUCGCUUGGUCCGUGGCUGGGUACGAACUGCCGUACACUGAUACCAAUCCGAACGAGGCCUGCACGGCUUUGGGCCUGUUACUAGGCAAGCUGGAUCAGUGGAUUGACGAAAUUCCGCCACAACCGACACCUCAACGGUUCGGCAACCUGGCAUUUCGCACAUGGGGCAAACGUUUCGAGACGGAAUGUGACGCUCUUCUCCGUGAACUCCUUCCUGCAGCCUUGCACCCGUCAAUACCCUUCAUCUCGCCCUACCUUUUGACGUCCUUCGGCUCCUUCACACGAAUGGAUUACGGGACGGGCCACGAAACGUCCUUCAUGCUCUUUCUAAUGUGUCUCGUGUAUCUGCGCUUCGUCCCUCACCAGCCGUCGGCCGAGAGACAGCUCGUACUAGGCGUCUUUGUCCAGUACGUCAAACUGUGCUGGAGGCUACAAGACGUGUACAAAUUAGAGCCAGCCGGUAGUCACGGAGUUUGGGGUCUGGAUGACUACUCUUUCUUGACUUACGUUUUUGGAAGCGCACAACUUCAAGAUCAAACGCAGAUCCCGGUGUCAGCGGUUCUGCAUCCUCUGCUGCCGCCAACGAACCUAUACUUUAUGUCAAUCACGCGGAUACUCCAGGUCAAGUCUGGGCCUUUCCACGAGCACUCGUCACAGCUGUACGCAAUCGCGACUGGGGUCAAGAACUGGACAAAGGUGCAUUCUGGGAUGCUCAAGAUGUACGAAGCGGAAGUGCUUGGAAAACGCGUGGUGGUACAGCACAUUCCGCUCGGGGGUCUUGUGAAAUGGGACCCCUCGCCAGGAAUGCAGUCGCGCACUGCGGUGCCACACCCGGAUCCCCUUAGGGGGCACUACGUUGGGUUCAGACCGAAUGGCCCGGGGCAGGAGCUUAGGCCUCCUCGGGCCCCCUUGGGACCGACGGCGAGCACUGCCUGGCAGCCGACAGCGCACCGGGGAGUCGCCCCGAAUACAUUGGCACCUCCCCCACCGCUUGCGGAUACCCAUUCAACGACCGAAGGCGAUGAUGAAGCUUCACGGACCUCGGGACAAAGCUAAAGAGAAGGUCCGGCGCAGGGCUAUGCACUGACUCGCUUUGCGACCCUUUGUGUACCGUUACAUUGUAUUGUGUGAAGGAUGUAUCGAUAGCUAGCUUACUAUGAAUCACCCACUACGUCAAUGUCUAUGCAAUGCAUAUUUCAC
Molecule: messenger RNA, 1389 nt
Organism: Trametes versicolor FP-101664 SS1
Lineage: Eukaryota; Fungi; Basidiomycota; Agaricomycetes; Polyporales; Polyporaceae
Product: Phosphotyrosyl phosphatase activator
Exons: 5
Coding region: 28-1245 (405 amino acids)
Biological process (GO): mitotic spindle organization
Cellular component (GO): protein phosphatase type 2A complex; cytoplasm; nucleus
Molecular function (GO): protein tyrosine phosphatase activator activity; peptidyl-prolyl cis-trans isomerase activity
Source: RefSeq, a predicted model, not a curated record